Messenger RNA from Urocitellus parryii (Arctic ground squirrel), 1512 nucleotides. RefSeq names its product TATA-box binding protein associated factor 7 like (gene Taf7l). NCBI's taxonomy places the organism in Eukaryota, Metazoa, Chordata, Mammalia, Rodentia, Sciuridae. Gene Ontology annotation, cellular component: transcription factor TFIID complex. Gene Ontology annotation, molecular function: RNA polymerase II general transcription initiation factor activity. The record is from RefSeq and is a predicted model, not a curated record. Gene Ontology annotation, biological process: transcription initiation at RNA polymerase II promoter; RNA polymerase II preinitiation complex assembly.
AUGGAGUGCCCUGAGGGAGAGGUCCCCAGUUCCUCAGAAAAUGAUUCAACAAUAGCUCCAACAUUGGAAGUAAUGAACUACCAAGAGUCCCAGAUUUCUGUGGACCAUGGUGCUGAAAUUGUUUGCGAGUGCAGCGCGGAAACUGACGGCAACAAAAGCACAGAAAUUCUUGCCGAUCAAGGUGCUAAAACCGAUGCCGAUAGUAGCACCACACCAGCUGACAAAACUACUCUGGAAAACCCACAGGAAGUCAAAAAGAUGAGUAAAAAUCAGGAUGAACCUCCUCAUGAACUUGAGAACCAGUUUAUAUUGCGUCUGCCUCAGGAGCAUGCUUCUACUGUCAGGAGCCUAAUACAUUCUGGAAGUGUCAAAAUGAAGGAUAAACUUAAAAUUGACUUAUCUCCUGAUAGACGUCACGCAGUUGUUGAGGUAGAAGAUGUCUCACUGUCUGCUAAGCUGGUUGAUUUGCCUUGUGUCAUUGGAAGCCUGAAAACUCUUGAUAAAAAAACCUUUUAUAAAACUGCAGAUAUUUCCCAGAUGCUUGUGUGCAGUGCUGAUGCUGAUCUUCACUCUUCUCUGGAAGAACCAAUUACCUCUACUGAUGUCAGUAUAACAGGGAAUAAUGAAAGGGAAACAGAAAAAAAAUAUAUCUGGAAGCAUGGCAUUACUCCACCACUUAAGAAUGUCAGAAAGAAAAGAUUCCGGAAAACAAAAAAAAAGACUGCUGAUUUCAAGCAAAUUGAAGAAAUCACCUUUACUGAGUACAUUGACUCUCCAGAUGUGGAGAAAGAAGUGAAGAGACUGCUGUGUUCAGAUGCUGAAGCUGUUAGUGCCCGAUGGGAAGUCAUUGCUGAUGAUGAAACCAAGGAAAUAGAAAGUCAAGGCUGCAUUCCAGGCUUUCCAAUAUCCCCAGGAAUGAGUGGCUACAAGCAGGGCCAUAUCUCAGAAUAUGAUAUGCUUCCGGAGAUGUUCAGUGAUUCCAGCAGUAAUAAUCAUGAUGACGAGGAUGAGGAUGAGGAUGAGGAAGAUGAGGAGGAGGAAGAGGAGGAAGAUGAUGAUGAAGAUGAUGAAGAUGAAGAUGAGGAGGAGGAAGAGGAAGAGGUCGAGGAAGAUGAUUCUGAAGAGGCUCUAGAAAGGGAGCUACAGGCCAAAAUUUUUGAAUGUAGCCAGUAUGAGACAAAGGAAAGUGUCAAUUCAAUAGUUGUGGAGAUUCAGAAGCACAUUCAUUACAAGGAGAAAAAGCUCCAGCUGAUUCAGAGCAAAGCACAAAGACAAAAGGAUCUCAUCAGAAAAGUGGAAAACCUGACUCUCAAGAGUCAUCUACACUCUGUGCUGGAGAGGCUUAAAAUACAGGAAAAACAAAAAAAUGAUCAGGUGAGAAAUCAUUUCCCUACAGGAGCAAUUGAAAUAUUUUCUGAAGAAGUGAGAAGAGUCUUCAACCUGGCUAUAAACAUUGGUUUUUCCAUCAAGACCAGUUACUGUGUGAAACUGUACAUGUUUCUCUCCCUUUGA